AUGUUAUUUUUUUGUUGGUUUGCUUGUUCCCCAACUCUUACACCGUUUUGUGUAGCUGAACUUCAGUCCGCGGCUUCAGCGCUUGGGGAGACCAUUGAACUUCUCCACCGUCCUCCAUGGCUCCACGCAGAUUCAACACUUUCACUAUUUUGUGUUUUUGAGGCCGCAUCGGUGGAUGUUGUCCGUGGCGUAGCCGCUCGCUGCAUGCUGGUGAGAGCAAUUUAUCAACUCAUCGCGGCGGCUGCCACAAUGGAAGGGUUGUUACUCGUCUGUGAGAGUCACUGCCGUAAUGUUUCCAUCACUGCUUUCGAGCACACUUCUGAUCAGUUGAACAUUCACAAGAACUGUGUUCAUGGGGUAUGCGGUGCCGCUGACGCUGCCGAUGGUCGUGCUGGUGGCAGCAAAGUUGCACAUGGUUCGGGUGGAGCCAAAUGCGAUAACAACCCUGCUUCCAAUAUGAGCGGCAACGAUGGUAGUGAUAGCGCCAUUGCCUUCACCGAUAAGACUGUUUUGAGUUGUUAUUCUACACGUGCUGGGUGCAACGGUGUAGGGGAAUGUAGCCGCUGUGUGUAUAAUCGCGACUCGUUGGUAGGGCCCCCGUUACUGAAGCAGUUGUAUCAAGUUAGUCAGGUAUCGAUACCGCAUAAGGUAAAAGAGGGGGAGGAAAUGGGAAGGAGAGGCUCCGAUACCAACAUCAACGCUGCUGACACCAAAGGUCAUGGUGCCGACAAAAGAGAUGCCGUUUCUGUGCGUGUGGAAACGGUGGGACGCCACUACUCUGCUGAGGAGAAGGACGCCCUCGCUAUUCGUUUGGCUGAUGCUAUUGGAAUAUCACUUAGCGCCACUUGUGGCUGUAAGAAACAGAAAAGUGAGAAGGACGAGGAGGUCAGAGAAAGCGGGCUUCCUUGUGAAGACAUUUUUUUGAUUUUGGAGCAUGCGGUGGAAAACGCACCACCGGGAGCUAAGGCCGGGUGGAGUCCGUCGGGUCCCGUCCAGCGGGUUCUCUGUGGCACUUUUGUUGUUGGAUCUUCCCGUCAGGGUCUUCUCACCCGCUACAGCCUUCAGUGCCGGCCUUAUAUUGGGACCACUUCUAUGCCACCUGAGCCUGCUUUUGUAAUGGCUCAUCUUGCGUGCGUUCGCCGUGGUAGUUUUGUAUUCGACCCCUUCGCCGGGACAUGCGGUGUUUUGGUGGCGGCGGCCCACUACGGUGCCGUAACAUUCGCUGGUGAUGUUGACGGUCGGGCAAUGCAGCGGGGAACCCAACGGGGGUUGCGGAGUGCACAACAGCGACAACAGCGGGCUGCAGCAGUGCGAGCUUUAGGGGAGGAGGCUCUUCAACGUGCCGGUGUUCCACUGGAGGAGGCACUUGAGGGUCCCACCGUUAGGACGAAUUUUAAGAUUUACGGUUUGAAUCCACCAGAACGGGUGCGGAUGAAUUUUGCACUAUGGGAAAAGACUCUACGCCUGAGGGGUUGGGGACGUGGCGGCUCUCUUAAAAAUGUUGCCGCGAAUUUCGAGGGUUUUGGGAGCACUGCCAACGGUCCAUGCAUCAGUAAUGUUACGAAUGAUGUUAGCCGUGAUGGCAGCAAUGACGCAAGCAACAACGUCAGUGACGGGUUGGGCAUGGCAGCCGUGAGUGAAGCGCGCUUGUGCGAGGGGUUUCUUGACGCCAUCGUAACGGAUCCUCCGUACGGUAUACGUGAGCCACGUAAAAGUGCAGCACCGAAGCAAACGAAUACUGUGGCGAUGAGUACGGGUGAUAACGAGGGACGAGGGCGUGUGGCGGUGACAUCACAUAAUGAUGAGGGAAAUAAAGGCAGCGGAGGAAAUGCUCACAGGCUGCGUGAAAUUAGUGAGGAUGGUAGUGGGCAGCAAUCGACGGGGAAGGUGUUGAACGAAACGCCAAUCUACUUGAAUACUGAACUCUCCAUGAAAAAUACUUCUAACGCUAGAGACACCUGUGGCGAGCGACGCGAUGAUGAAGGAUGUGAGAAUCAAAUGAAUGAUGAUGCAAGGUCAGCCAAAACCACAGCAGUUGAGACGCCAUCAACCUCCUACGCCGUCAGUGACAUUGUGCUGGAUCUCAUGUUAUUUGCUGCGGAGGCUCUGGUAAUGGGAGGCCGUCUCGUGUUAUGGUAUCCAAGUAGUAGUGUACAUUACUGCAGCGAGGAGCUUCCAUCUCACCCUUCGCUUCAGUUGUUAUACAAUAUCCCGCAGCGCGUUUCCUUAAAAAUUGUACGCCGUUUGCUUGUCUUUGUGAAGACGCAUCCCCCACCUGCUGUCAGGCCGGUUCGGGAAAUGUGCAUGGGCUCAAGUGGAGUCCCUGACUUGAGAGAGUUGAUGGACCAGACGGAACUUCCGGAUAAUGAAGCGUACAUGCAUUACCGAGAGAAGCUUAUGCGAAAACGUGUGGCGUCGCAGCGGUUUCACUCAGCACAGUUGGAUAGGGGAAUAACUGGAGGAAAUAAGUGCGAUGUGCGGAAGGAUGAAAAUAAGGAGGAUGGUGGUGGUGAAAUAUGCUCAUCGGUGCCCGGGGUAUUGGAGGUUGCGGGAGGUGCGUUAGCAUCUCCAUCAUUGGUGCAGUCAUCACCCUCGCUUUAUUUUCCUGAAACCUCAGCAGCGGUUUGCACGAGUGAGACACGGCGGAAUCGCAUGACGAAGCGAGAGCGGCGGGAGCUUAUCGUGUUAAACAGGGAACGAAAGUUGCUGAAACAACAUUUGGAGAAACAACAGCAACAUAAUCGACAUCAGCCAGCACCGCAAAAUGAAAAGGAAUAA
Molecule: messenger RNA, 2778 nt
Organism: Trypanosoma brucei brucei TREU927
Lineage: Eukaryota; Euglenozoa; Kinetoplastea; Trypanosomatida; Trypanosomatidae
Gene: Tb927.5.490
Product: methyltransferase, putative
Exons: 1
Coding region: 1-2778 (925 amino acids)
Biological process (GO): methylation
Cellular component (GO): cytoplasm
Molecular function (GO): nucleic acid binding
Source: RefSeq, a predicted model, not a curated record